UUUGGAUAUUGCAGAAAUAUUACUUACUUUAUAUAUAUAUAUCAUAAAAUCAAGAUGUCGGAUUCAAACAGCAAAGUGUUUAUUGACCACAACAAUUGCCGCGUGUUACCAGCAAAAGGUGGAUGCCAAUACAGAGCAACUCAAAUUUGGAAUGAAGUUGUUCGUUCCUUCCGUACACAUAUCUGCUGCAAAAAGCAUCGUCGACUGAUGAGAACUUACAAUGAUUGCUUCACUGCUACGGCAGCAAUUGACGUUCUUUUCGCAAUUUUGAAGGCAAACAAACAAUUUUUUGGGGAAGUCACAAGAAUUCAGGCUCUCAAACUUAUGCGAAAGUUUCUAAAGAAGCACAUCAUUGAGGAUGUUAACGGAAAAUGGGGGACUGAAGAUUUCUCGGAUGGCGGUCGAUUAUACAGAUUUCCAAGCGAUGACCGAACCAAAGAACAUUCCUUGCCGUCUUCAAAAAGAAGAUUUACUCUCACUACCAGUGAUAUAGCUCGAAUUAAUUUACAGAAAAAACACAUAAUGCCAGAAAGAAAAUCUAGUUCAAGACUGCCUGAACUAUCAAAUGAACAACCAGACCGAAAAAGAAGAAUGACAAUAUCUGCAACAGAGAAGCCAAAAUGUGCCGCAACUACAAAGUCUUCAAAUUCUUGCCAAGAUAAGAGAUUACCAAUCAUCAGAGAUGUUACAUCAAGAAUACCACAAUCUAUCCCCUCAGAACAAUCAGAACCAAGAAGAAGAAUGACAAUUUCUUCCGUAGAAUCUUCAAGGCUUCAAGCUCUUGCCAGAUCUUCAACUUCAAAUAUCCGCCUCCUAGCUUCAAAUACGGAUCGUAAGACAGCAAGGCGUCAUUAUCCCAUCCGAACACCACCGAAAGCAAAAAGGUACUCAGUUCAACAAGUAGCUGAAAUUAUACCUAAGAAAAAAAUUUGUACUGAUGGAAUUUAUAUUACCCUCGUUUGAAAAAAAAAACGAUGACAGAGAAAAUGCGAACAACGAUGUCCCGCAAUUGCACAUGUGACUUUGAAGGAGAUAUCAAGCGAGUGAAAAGAGUUUGAUGAUAUGGAAUCCGAAAAUAUAUAACAAUGCGAAAGCGGUCAUUAUUGAACGCCGGGUAAAUUUGAAUGCAAGAUUUCAAAGAAAAUGAUCCCUCAAUCAUAUUUUUGAAUAAACAACACUACUUUUAUAAAACAAACUCGAGUUGAAAUCAUAAUGGGAUGUAGAAAAAUUGGCCAAUUAUUGUUAUCAAUAUUAUCAACUAUUAUUAGUUUUUGCAAUUCCAAACGACAUAAUACUUUGUAUUACAUUACAACAACCUUUUCCAUGCAAUGAAGAACUUUUGGCGGCCAAAUAAAGCAUUGCCCAACAUUGCACAAGCCAUUCAAUACGAAGCCAUUUUAAUAUAUUGCGUGUUCUGUACUUUUUUUUUACAAUAUAUUUUAAUUGAUUCAUUUAAAUUUUUUCGAUAUUUUAUCUAAUAAACAAAAAUAUAUACACAAUAGCUAUACGAU
Molecule: messenger RNA, 1511 nt
Organism: Styela clava
Lineage: Eukaryota; Metazoa; Chordata; Ascidiacea; Stolidobranchia; Styelidae
Biological process (GO): intracellular signal transduction
Source: RefSeq, a predicted model, not a curated record